Molecule: messenger RNA, 423 nt
Organism: Kluyveromyces lactis
Lineage: Eukaryota; Fungi; Ascomycota; Saccharomycetes; Saccharomycetales; Saccharomycetaceae
Product: rhodanese-like domain-containing protein
Exons: 1
Coding region: 1-423 (140 amino acids)
Cellular component (GO): mitochondrion
Molecular function (GO): thiosulfate-cyanide sulfurtransferase activity
Source: RefSeq, a predicted model, not a curated record
AUGUUAAGAAGUGCUUUCAAGGGAUCGUUUCCUGCUAAAGUCGGUGGUUUCAGAACGUUUUCUACUGUACCAGCCAAGAUCUAUCAAUUUGAAGACAUUCAAAAAUUAGUUGCCAAGCCUGAUCCGCACAAGGUUCUAGUCGAUGUGAGAGAACCUAGUGAAGUGAAAGAAUUUGCAUUACCUACAGCUAUCAAUUUACCUCUAAAGACUGCACCAGGUGCGUUGAGUUUGGACAAUGAGGAAUUUCAGAAGGUUUUCCAUAUCCCAAAGCCUUCUGCGGAUAAGGAGUUGAUUUUCUUUUGCGCUGCCGGGAUUAGAGCUCAAGCAGCUGAAGAACUAGCUAGAUCUUAUGGUUAUGAGAAGACUGGAGUAUGGCCUGGUUCGAUCAAUGAAUGGCUGCAGAGGACCCAACCAAAGAAAUGA